AUGGCAUCUGAAUUAUCUGUGCACGAGUACUACCAGAUCCAAGCCCGGUUUCCGACCAAAGAAUCCAAUCCCGAUGAUGGCGUCAACCGCAAGGUCUUUGUUCGGCAGGAUAUCGACGAAUGGAGCGGCAAGAAAAGUUGGACCCCAAAGAAAGACUCUCUUACUUUCAAGUGGCUGCAAGUCGUGUAUGAUAUCAUGAUCAAGGAGAUUAUCCCUCAAUUCCAGGAAGCCCAUCAGUCUUCAUGGCGUGAACAAGCCGAGUCGUGGCGUCUUCCCUUCUGGGACUGGGCACGAAAUGGCCGUGUGCCUGACUUGGCAAAAUACCCUACUAUCACCGUUCCUAGACCCGAAGGCGGAUCGGUUCGAAUCAACAAUCCUCUGUUUCAAUUUCGCAUGCCCACAGACAAGCCGAUGCAAAGUGAGGGCGUUGGCACUGAGAACACGUGGGAAAACGACACUGAACAGGAGGAGUAUAAAAACUUCGGCAAUGCAAUCGGAACUAGCCGUUGGCCGGAUGAAGAGGACCAGAAUCCAAACAGUGAGGGCUGGCGGCACGGUGUAGUCAAUAACCGCAAAGUGGCAGAUGCCUUCAACUCUCACGAAGGAUACAACGACAAGAAUCAUGGUCCUGCAGCUGAAAUGGUAUAUCGACUGCUCACCGUGCCCAUGGAUUACACUACUUUUGCAAGCACAAAUCCAACCUCGAAAGAUCAAAACGUGGAUGAGGACUUGAAUAUAGAAUAUAUCCACAACAAUGUCAACAUCGACCGUCUUUUUGCAAUUUGGCAAGCUCUCAAUCCGGACAAGUGGAUGGAUAACAUUCCUACCGACAAUACUACCAUCCGUGACUCAUUUGGCAAAGAGCAUCCCGUGAAUGGAAACACGCCUCUUCAGCCAUUUAGGCGUGAUUCUGAGGGGAACUAUUGGACCCCUGAAGGAAUUAGGUUUCCCUCCAAUCUUGGAUACUCCUAUCCGGAACUGCUACGAUGGGAGACUAGAUACCGUCAGGAGGAUGGAACACUUAACCAAAUUCUGUUCAAGGAAAACAUCAUCGCUAUCAUCAAUAGAUUAUAUGGUGUGUCGCGUGAUUUGGCAUUAGACCCUAAAGCUCCAAUCCCAGAGGGCCUCGAGGCAAUUGACGGUGGGCUCAAAAUUCCCGAUUUCGCCUUCAGUGUUCGGUUUUUGAAAUAUGCAUUGGGAGGGCAACCUUUCUGGGUCAAACUGUAUCUCGCCCAAGAGGACGGCAUACAAACCCCACUGACAGACUUGAUCGCUGAAGUGUACAAUUUCAGCCAAAAGCCCGAGUUAGAUGGUUCUUCGGUCUGCGGGAACUGCACAGAAGGGCAAAAAUCGCGCGUCAAGUCAACUGCUUACAUCCCAAUUACCCCGGUUCUCUACAAGCUUAUCAGGGGUGGACGGAAACUGAAGUCGUUGACUCGCGACGAGGUGUUGGAGUACAUAAGAAAGCGCGCAUACUGGCGAAACGAGAAAGAAUUGCCUCGCUACGAGGUUGAGAAGCUCGAGCUAGAAAUCAUUGGCAGCAGCAAUGACACCAAGCACUUCACCAACCCCGCUACUCCCCCUGCCUUUGAAAACUUCAAGAAAGAGCCUACCAUCACUGGCGGUGCUGAUGGAGCGCUGGAUCCAGAGCUGAAGCAGGCGAAGAUUGACCCACCGGCUCCUCGACCGAAACGGCCAAGAGCGAACCUACCACUUCAUGGCAUUCUUCGGUUUCAGCAGACUCUCAAGGCAGACAGUGUCAUUCUUCUCGAGUCGUCAAGCGUGGAUCCUGUCAAGCCUGACAAUGGCAUUGACAUGACCCAGAUUUCGAUCAUGGACGCAGAAAAUGAUACCAUUUUCCAUAUCUCUAUUCGCCGAGCUCAAGGGCAAAUCAUUUUCAAUGCCAAGUUCGGUGGAUCAUGGGGUGAGGAGGAACGGAUUGACAUUGACCGUCGCUUCAACAGUGAGGAUGGUGCGACAAUUUUGAUCCAUGACCAAGGAGAUGGCUUCGAAGUUUCUAUUGACUGGGUCCAUGCAAUUUGGUUUGCUAAACGGGCCCAUGGCCGGACACCACAGUCAAUCUGGUAUGAUAUUGGUAACAAAGAGGGAACUUCUGCUUUAUCCGAGGAUCUUGAAGUGCGCACCUAUCCUUCGAUGAAAGCUUUGUUCCUUCAGAAGCAUGCUCAUGAGGAGGAGAAGUAG
Molecule: messenger RNA, 2202 nt
Organism: Penicillium expansum
Lineage: Eukaryota; Fungi; Ascomycota; Eurotiomycetes; Eurotiales; Aspergillaceae
Product: Concanavalin A-like lectin/glucanases superfamily
Exons: 9
Coding region: 1-2202 (733 amino acids)
Molecular function (GO): carbohydrate binding
Source: RefSeq, a predicted model, not a curated record